AUGCAGCCUCAGCUACCGCAACAAAAGCCUCUGUUCUUCUUCUUAUUGAGCUUCAUAAUCUGGUCAUGGUGGACUCUUAACGACGUCGUUUCGGACCCUCAGACGAAUCUAGUGCGACUAUGGUGUGACCCCCAAGACGGUGACAACGAUGGGUCCAUCAUGAAGGAGAUCCUGAACGAAACGUUUGGAGAUCUGAGAUCUCAGAUCCAAAACCAAAACAAACACUUCGCCAUAGCUCAAUCAGUGAAGGCUAACAUCCCCGUUUAUGGCCUUUUUCAGUGCAGAAACUACCUCUCCGUUGCCGAUUGCCUCGCUUGCUUUGACGUCGCCGCCGUAAACAUCCGCAACUGCUCCGCCAGGGCAUACGCUGCUCGUCUUGUCUACGACGGCUGCUUCCUCAGGUAUGAGAGCAGUCAAAGCUUCGACUGGGCCAGCGAUAGUUGGAACAACAUAGUAUGUGGGAAUCAGACAAUAAAAGAUUCGCCUGCUCUUGCUUCAACUGUGCAACAAGUGCUAAGGAAUCUAGGCAUAGCAACCCCAAGAAUCCCUGGUUCCUAUGUGGCCACUAAGACGCCUGUCCCUAACAGUAAUGAUCUGAAUAUUUAUGGCUUGGCUCAAUGUGUUGACACUGUCCUACAAAAUGGGUGCCGGACUUGUAUUAACAUUGCUUUAAGACACUUUCAGAAUUGCCUUACCAACACAGAUGCCAAGAGUUACGAUAUUGGCUGUUUCGUGAGAUACUCCACCACUGCCUUCUUUGCUCUUAAUCAAACCAUUGAUAUCAACCCCUUCUUGAAACAAGGUUCAAGCAAUAAAGGGGCCAUCAUUGGCAUUGUUAUUGGAUGUUUAGUGCUUUUCUUUGUCUUCCUUAUUGCAUUAUUUGCCUGGAUUAGAUCACGAAAAAGCCAAAAGAAGGUUCCCAGAGGAGAUAUUACUGGAAUUAGCGUGUUGAAAGCCCAGGUUAAUUACAAUUAUGGAGAUUUGAAGUCUGCAACGAAAAAUUUCAGCAUUGAAAAUAAACUUGGAGAAGGUGGAUUUGGUGCAGUAUAUAAGGGCACUUUGAAGAAUGGAAAAGUAGUUGCAGUGAAGAAAUUAACUUUACGACAAUCGAAGAGGGUAGAAGAAGAGUUUGAGAGUGAAGUGAAACUUAUAAGUAACGUUCAUCAUCGGAAUCUUGUCCGGCUGCUUGGAUGUUGCAGUAAAGGCAAUCAGAGAAUUCUGGUCUAUGAAUACAUGAAAAAGACCAGUCUUGACAGAUUUUUAUUUGGAAAAAAUAAAGGUUCUCUUAAUUGGAAGCAACGAUACGAUAUAAUUUUAGGAACAGCAAGAGGUUUGGUUUAUUUACAUGAAGAAUUUCAUGUUCGUAUCAUACAUAGAGACAUAAAGACUAACAACAUCCUCUUGGAUGAUGAUUUACAACCUAAAAUUGCUGAUUUUGGCUUAGCAAGACUCUUACCUGAGGACAAGACUCAUCUUAACACAAGAUUUGCGGGAACAUUAGGAUAUACAGCUCCAGAAUAUGCAAUUCAUGGACAACUAUCAGAAAAGGUUGAUGUAUAUAGCUAUGGUGUUAUAAUUUUAGAAAUUAUUAGUGGUCAAAGAAACAAUGAAUUGAAUGCCAAUGGUGCUGCUGAAGGCGAAUUCCUCCUUCAAAAAGCUUGGAACUUAUACAAGAGAGGCAUACAUUUAGAACUGGUGGACGAGACCUUAGACGCUAAUGAUUAUGAUGCAGAAGAAGUGAAGAAAAUCAUAGAGAUUGGUUUACUUUGCACACAAGCAUCUGUAGAUAUAAGGCCAAAGAUGUCUGAAGUAGUUGCAUUGCUCCAACAAAAGGGUUUAUCAGAGGAUAUGAGACCCACUAUGCCUAUUUUGAUUGAAAUUGGUUAAAGGUGCAUGGAAACUAAGACACUUAGCUUUUAACCUCUGGUACCUUCUCUACAUAUGAAGGUGUGGCUUCAAGUUUUGAACUCAAAAAAGGAAGGGAAAAAAAUAAAAAUAAAAGAAGGAGAAGUCUCGAAAUGAUUGUCCUUAAUUCAUUCCAUUCUUGUGCGUAACUAUAUGUCAAACUUACAUAAGUGUAUGUGUAUUGAUAAUUGCAUUUAAAUUUUGAUAUGCAUACGUGUAUACUCAUAAAACCAAUUAUAUUUUAUAUCUUAUGUAUAUGAUUUCACUUGAUAUAAAUUGAUUGUUGAACAAUUAGU
Molecule: messenger RNA, 2201 nt
Organism: Neltuma alba
Lineage: Eukaryota; Viridiplantae; Streptophyta; Magnoliopsida; Fabales; Fabaceae
Product: cysteine-rich receptor-like protein kinase 2
Exons: 9
Coding region: 1-1887 (628 amino acids)
Biological process (GO): protein phosphorylation
Molecular function (GO): protein kinase activity; ATP binding
Source: RefSeq, a predicted model, not a curated record